Messenger RNA from Linum tenue, 2712 nucleotides. The record is from the annotation of a GenBank genome assembly. NCBI's taxonomy places the organism in Eukaryota, Viridiplantae, Streptophyta, Magnoliopsida, Malpighiales, Linaceae.
GAAUGUCUUUAACGAAAACAAGAAAACACAACUCUGACUAAUUCAUAAGCAAGGACGGCCGCUUUUGGGGUUUUCCUACUCAAUCUAAUCUUUCCAAAUUCCACUCUACUCAAUCUCAUUGAACAAUCUUAAUCAUGUCGACGGGGAAGGAAUCCGUCUGCGUGACCGGCGCCGGAGGUUUCUUAGGCUCUUGGGUUGUUCACCACCUGCUCUCCAAAAACUAUCUAGUCCGCGGCACCGUCAGAGACCCCUUGGACGCAAAGAAUGCCCACUUGAAGCAACUCCCAAACGCAUCCACGAAUCUGGAGCUCGUGAAGGCCGAAUUACUGGAUUACCCUUCUCUGCUUUCUGCAAUUCAGGGCUGCUCCGGUGUCUUCCAUGUCGCCAGCCCUGUUCUUUCCUCCGUCGUACUGAAUCCACAGGCUAGUGUAGAGAUCAUCGAGCCGGCAGUGACUGGAACACUGAAUGUUCUUAAAGCGUGCGUCGAAACGAAGGUGAAGCGGGUGGUGGUUGUCUCUUCUGGUGCUGCUGUUAUAAUGAACCCUGCCUGGCCCAGCAGUCGACCCAUGGACGAAUCUUGCUGGUCCGAUGUGGAAUAUUGCAGAGCUACUCAGAGAUGGUAUCAAGUUUCAAAGACAGAAGCAGAGAGUCAGGCGAUUGAGUAUGGGAAAGCCACCAGACUCGAUGUAGUAACCGUUUGUCCCAAUCUCAUCAUGGGACCUGUUUUGCAACCAACGAGGAACGCAAGCACCUUGGUUCUCUCCAUGGCUUUGAAAGAAGGAGGUCAUGACUCUGUUGAGAACAAGCAUUGGAUGGUUGUGGAUGUGCGUGAUGUAGCCGAAGCUUUGGUCUUGGUGUAUGAGAAACCGGACGCGGAAGGAAGAUACAUAUGCUCGGCUCAUUCGGUUCGUGUUAAGGACAUGGUUGAGAUUGUGACGGAAAAAUACCCUGACUACAAUCGUCACAAGAAGUUUAUUGAGGAGGGACAGGAAAAGAAAGAAACGACCUCAAAAAAGUUGCAGAGUCUAGGUUGGAGUUACCGUGCACUACAAGAAACUGUUGUUGAAUCUGUGGAGAGCUAUAAGAAGGCAGGGUCGCUCUUGACGACUUGGCGUCAAGAAUUUCGCCUUAAUGCCACUUGGAGAUGGCGGCUGAUUCGGACACAGAACAGCAUUCGGUGGCAAGCCCCCACCAAGCUUCUUCAAUGGCAGCUUACAAAAUGGGUUUUCAAAAGCUACAGAGAAGCCUCAGACAUUAAACCUCGUCGUUCCCUCCCCACACUCUCCGAGUCCGAUCUCAUGUCGAUGGCGAAGGGAACUGUAUGCGUGACCGGCACCGGAGGUUUCUUGGGCUCCUGGGUUGUUCAUCUCCUCCUCUCCAAGAACUAUCCAGUCCGAGGCACCGUCAGAGAUCCCUUGGAUGAAAAAUAUGCCCACUUGAAGCAGCUCCCAAACGCAUCCUCGAAUCUGAAGCUCGUGAAGGCCGAUUUACUGGACUACUCAUCUCUGUUCUAUGCAAUUCAAGGCUGCUCGGGAGUUUUCCAUGUCGCCAGUCCUGUUCCCUCUUCCUCUGUGGCAAACCCUCAGAAAUGGUACUGUGUCUCCAAGACAGAAGCUGAGAGCAAGGCAUUUGAGUUUUGGAAAGCCAAUGGACUUGAUGUAGUGAGUGUUUGUCCCAAUCUCAUCCUCGGGCCAAUCCUGCUGGCCACCGCGAAUGCAAGCACCUUGCUUCUCGCCAAGCUUUUGAAAGAAGGACCGGACUUGGCGGAUAAUUGGCACCACCGGGUGGUGGAUGUGCGAUGUAGCAGAAGCAUUGGUUCUGGUGUACGAGAAGCCUGAGGCACAAGGAAGAUACAUCUGUACUUUACAUUCUGUCCAUAUAAAGGACAUUGUGGAUAUAUUGAAGGACAAAUAUCCCAGCUACAACUAUCCUAAGAACUUUACAGAUGGACAAGAGAAGAAAGAAAUGAGUUCAGAAAAGUUACAGAGGUUAGGUUGGAGUUACCUUUCGCUGCAAGAAACUCUGGUGGACUCUGUGGAGAGUUAUAAGAAGGCUGGCUUAUUGGACUAGAAGUCUAGAACUGAACCCUUUCCUGUUAAUGGUAAACCCAACUUCUGGUGUGGAUGAGGACAUCACAAGUAUCACAUCAAAAGAGUUUGAUUAAAUCGCACGAAAUAAACUGAUCAUACAACAAAGCUGUGACCGACACUGAAUUGCAUGUUCUAUAAUUGUUCAAUGAUAGUUGCGUGAUUCACACUGUUGUAAAACGCGAUAAGAUGUCCUGAUGUCAACGAACGUCAGCUUCCUGGCUGCAGAUUCCGGACCGAAUUGCGAUGAGCACUCAUCCAUGUGACCUGUUGUGUUAGAUACAGACAGUCGAUGGACCUGGUGUCUAUCUAAGGUCUGAUUUGUAUAAUGCAAAGGGACAGCCAUCUGAGAUACGCAGAUGGAAUAAACCCUACCGGAGAAUGACAAAAGACACUGUUUGUCUAUAUGCUAGCACGCCCCAUUCGUCUGCAACAAGACCCAUGUUAGCUGCUCACGCUUGAUUGUUUCCCAAGGAACUUGUUGAAUAUGCUUUUAGCCUAACAAUGCGCAUGCGAAAGGAGAGGGGGGAAACUUUGAAUUAAAUAUAAAAAAUGUUUCAGUAGUACAAUUUGUUUUAACCUGAUGUGUAUCUUCUUUACUUUGCAACCUACAGUUUGGAAUGUC